Molecule: messenger RNA, 1656 nt
Organism: Tupaia belangeri chinensis (Chinese tree shrew)
Lineage: Eukaryota; Metazoa; Chordata; Mammalia; Scandentia; Tupaiidae
Gene: RADX
Product: RPA1 related single stranded DNA binding protein, X-linked
Molecular function (GO): single-stranded DNA binding
Source: RefSeq, a predicted model, not a curated record
AUGUCUAGUGAGUCGGCCUAUUCUCAGGCUGGCCCCUCACGUGUGGGUCCUGAUUGUCUGAACCUAGUGAGAGAUUGGGCUGGGGUCCCAGCGGGGGAUCUGGUGACCCGAAGGGCAGGUGCUCAAGCACCCAGGUCCUGGAUCCAGAAGGGUUCUUGAGCAAAUAGUGGAUUUACCCCCUCUGAGGUGGUGCCGGUUACUGUGUUGGCGAUCCAAAGAUACCUGUUAAGGGAGGAUGAACCGCGCGACCUCGUGCCCAAACCUCCUCUUUACUGCUACGAUGUGAUGAUCUUGGACGGGGUGUACCAGGAGAAGUGUUACCUGGACCCCAAAUUUAAUUCUCUCAUAUGUGAAAAUAUCCUUAAAGUUGGUAUAGAAAUGAACAUUUCUGGAGUCUCAUGUCUUUACAACGAGAAAAGAUUAAGCCAGGGGAUCCUGUGAAUAGAUAAUGUUCACUGUGGGGAGACGUCAGACUCUACUUCUAUAGAAACUCUCUUCAGAAAUAGAGCGGCCCACGAGGAGAAACCAGAGAAGCCCUUAAGAGGCUGCCUGGAAGAGUCAUUACCUGGUGCUGUGGAAGAUCCAUGUGGAGAUAUCUGAUUAAACCACAAUCAACCUGAGGAACACAAUUUUAACAAUACCAAAAUAAUUUCCCUUUCUCACCUUGAAAUGACCUGGGGUAGCAGAAGGAACUUGCCCACAUUGCUUGUGAGGAUCUUGCAUAAAUCAAAUCUGUGAUACUAUGGGAAACCUGACAAAAAGACUAUUGAGCCAUACUAGACAUUUUUGGAAGUUGCAUAUAAAUCAGGCACUGUGUCAGUGAUUCUGUGGAAUGUCCUGUGUCCUGAGUGGUAUAAAAGUUUGCGAGUUGGUUUAGUUCUGCUUCAAGAUUAUUCUGUUAAAAAGAAUUGUCCAUUGAGGAUGCAUCCUGUCCCUGUGAAUCCACAUAUCAAACUAAUUUCUAUAAUGGUGGCACAUUUUGUGUGAAAACAGUUGAUACUUGUCAGAAAUGAUGCUCAAGUACCUAAACUGCUUUACCUCACCAUUACAAAUGAGAGUCAAGUAUUUAUUAUUGGUCAUAGAGACCAGCCAUAUACCUACAAGACCAAGGUAAUAAACUUUAUUCAGUGGAUCAAGACAAAGACCAAUUCUGGGGAAGUGAAGAAUACUGUUAUUGGUGGAUAUUAUCCUUAUCCACCAGUGAUAGAGACAUUUUCCAAGUACCACAAUUCUGUUAAAGUUGAGUUGCUCUUGACAGCUAUAAGUGAGGUGAGGAAGGAGAUUAAAGAUUUGCAGUAUAAGGAAUAAAACUGCAUUGCAUUUCAGGGGAUAAUUACUGUUAUAAAGUAUGUCCCCCACAGUGGUGCAACUGAAAGUGUGUCAGCCACAAAAACAUUUCAGAAAAGGGAAUUAUAUGACAAAGAAGGAGAGCAGGCAAUUAAAGAAGGUGGAGCAGGUGGUGAUUUUGACUCCCCAGUGGACAUCUUUGAUGUGUUUUAUGGAGGAGGAGGAAGGAUGCAGAGAGAAAGAAGAGGUGAUAUUAUAAAAGCUAUAACAAAACUAGAUAAAGUGCAUAUCUUGGAUAUCUGUAAUUUCGGUAACAAUAAAGUAAAAGUCUACUUGCAGAAAAUCUACAGUCCAGAAAACACUCCUUAA